AUGAUGAGCGGCCGCCAGUUACUGUUUGCUGCAGUAGUAGCACUCUCCUCCAGCUUGAAUCCUGUUGAAAGUAGACAGGAUCCCUUGCUUCCCUUGUUCGACAGCAUCAUUCGGCUGCCAUUCCUCUCGUCAGCAUCCGAUGCAGAAGUCGAAAGAGGAGUGAACAACAUUCGCGAAGUACUUCAGCCAUUCUUUGAAAAGGCAAAGAAUGCUUCUCAGGCAAGCAUCAUCGCUGAGAAGCCAUCUGCAGAAGAAGCCAACGCUCAUAACGUCACUACAACGACGAACUCCAGUUCAAUUGAUUCCGAACUCGAAUUGUAUCGAUUUCGACUACGAAAGGCGUUAGCUAAGCUUAAAGCUGUCACUAAGAAACAGGGAAAGUACUCCGAACUCAAGAAGGCUGCUCGUAAAGUUUGCUUCAAGGAAGCUAGAGGACCUACGACACGAACAAAGUGCAUGGUGAAGUUGCUUGAAGCCGAGCUCAGUUAUCACAAGUGGAAAAAGGCUCACAGUAAGAAAAAAGAAACAUUGAAGAAGAAAGAUAUCGGCUCAUCUGCCAACCGCGAAACUCGAACGUCAAAGCGCAUGGAAUCACUUAAUCGUCUUCAAGCUUCAGAGGUUAAGAUCUACAAACCGGAUAUGAUCCCGCUUUACCGGAAGGGGAAAUAUCGAGACGUUCAGGAACAGUAUAUCCCCACGGACGACGACGGGAAAAUUGAACUCAGAACGCUCAAAACAAGGAACGACAAACUGAGGACGAACGUUUUACCAUAUCGCUUAUAG
Cooperia oncophora is the source of this 783-nucleotide messenger RNA. Lineage: Eukaryota; Metazoa; Nematoda; Chromadorea; Rhabditida; Trichostrongylidae. The record is from the annotation of a GenBank genome assembly.